This is a messenger RNA of Bufo gargarizans (Asiatic toad), 3451 nucleotides long. Its product is annotated as nucleobindin-1-like. Gene Ontology annotation, molecular function: calcium ion binding. The coding region runs from base 166 to 1563 and encodes 465 amino acids. Gene Ontology annotation, cellular component: extracellular exosome; endoplasmic reticulum-Golgi intermediate compartment. The record is from RefSeq and is a predicted model, not a curated record. Lineage: Eukaryota; Metazoa; Chordata; Amphibia; Anura; Bufonidae. The transcript has 13 exons.
UCUCCAGCGUCAUAAGUCUGCGACGGCCCGCCAUGUUUCUGGUGGGUUGGUGAUCUGCUGUUUGUACGUCACUGGCCGGAAGGGUGUCGUGGAGCCUGUACAGAUCUCUGCACGGGCGGGACUGCGUUUCACCUGCUAAGACACCGGACAGGAAGCACAGUGAGGAUGAAGAUCCAGUUCCUUCUGCUAUGGUCUUUCCUGGGGAUUAGCCUGGCAGUACCAAUAGACAGGGCCCCUCCGCAGAAAGAAACGGAGCCUCCAGCAGAACCUGCGGAUACUGGCCUGUACUAUGAUCGUUACCUGCGAGAGGUUAUUAACGUGCUGGAAACGGACAACCAUUUUCGUGAGAAGCUUCAGGCCGCCAAUGCAGAAGACAUCAAGAGUGGUAAGCUCAGUAAGGAACUUGAUUUUGUGAGCCACCAUGUCAGGACCAAGUUGGAUGAGCUGAAGAGGCAGGAGGUUUCCAGGCUGCGGAUGUUGAUCAAGGCAAAGAUGGACGCAACCAUGGAGGAAAAUAUACAGAUUGACCACCUUGCUUUGCUGAAACAGUUUGAGCAUUUGGACCCUCAGAACCAGCAUACAUUUGAGGCCCGGGAUUUGGAACUGCUCAUUCAGUCUGCCACCAAGGAUCUGGAGAAUUACGAUGCCGCUCGGCAUGAAGAAUUUAAACGUUACGAGAUGUUGAAAGAACACGAGAGACGCGAAUAUCUUAAGUCUCUGGAUGAGGAUAAACGGAGCAUAGAGGAAGCACACUAUGAAGAGAUGAAGAAAAAACACAAGGAACACCCUAAAGUUAACGUACCAGGAAGUAAAGAUCAACUCAAAGAAGUCUGGGAGGAGACUGAUGGCCUGGAUCCAAAUGACUUUAACCCAAAAACGUUCUUCAAAUUACAUGAUACCAAUAGCGAUGGAGUUCUGGACGAGCAGGAGCUGGAAGCACUCUUUACAAAGGAGCUGGAGAAAGUCUAUGACCCGAAGAAUGAAGAAGAUGACAUGAUGGAGAUGGAGGAAGAGAGACUGCGUAUGAGAGAGCAUGUCAUGAAUAACGUGGACUCAAAUCAUGAUCGCUUGGUGACGCUGGAAGAGUUCUUGAAAUCUACAGAUAGGAAGGAGUAUAAUGAGGCUGGUGGAUGGGAGACUGUGGAUGAAACCCAGAUUUACACAGAAGAGGAAUUGCGCAGAUUUGAGCAGGAACUUACUGCCCAGGAAGCUGCCUUAAAUCAGCGCGCAGAGGAGCUACGUAAAGAGCAUGAAGUCCUCCAGCAGAGGCAGAUAGAGUUGGAUGCUCAGAAGAAGGAAUAUCAGCAGGCUGUAGUUCAGAUGGAGCAGAAGAAAUCCCAGCAGCUUGAUGUUCCUGCUGCUGGUCCUGGUGGGGAGCUGAAGUUCCAGGCACAAGAAUCGGAUGGAGCGCAUGAACUAGAGAAACAAGCGGAAUCCCACCAGGGAUCAGAUGUCCACCCAGGACCACCAGGAGAAGCUCACCCAGCACCUCCAGGAGAAGCGGCCCAUGAAGAAAAGAAAGAUUCAGCACCUUCCCAGGAACACCAGGUUCAUCAAGUCUAACAGUAGAAAGUUGGAGAACCAAUGGAGGAGAACGCGGCAGGGAAACAAGGAUCUGUCACCUCCAUCUUGGCGUCUCUAGUCUGUAUCCCUCUGUUCUCCUGAAUUUCAAAGUUAAGGGAUGUGCAAUCGAGCGCUGGGUAAAUCUCUCACAUUGGGAAUCGGGCUUCUUGUUUUCAAAAAACAAACUUACAAAGAAACAACAACAAAAAUGAUAAAGUAAAAGACUGUGGGAAGUUUAGUAGGUCUUGCCCUAUAGAAGCACCUUUCUGUGUCCAUCACGGUAGAAAUUGGCAUCUAUAUAUAUAUUGGUAUGGUGUUGACACAUUGUGUCUCUGCAUAGCAGGAGUAUAUAACGUAUACAGCAUCUCCUCUAGUGGAAAUGUAGUAACCCGCCGUAUCGAGAUAUGUCAUUGUGCUACUUUCUUUAACCUGUGUCUUAGGGUUGGACCACCUCAGUGUACUCCAUGGAGCACCAGGACCCAUUAAGAACGAGUUAGAUCUUGGGGUAUGUUCACACAGUGGAUUUUGAAAUUGGAAAAAAAAAACUGUGCGUAAUUGGCAGAAAUUUGAGGCUGACCCUCGGAUUUCUUCCACAUAUUUGGAUUUGUUCUUGUCAACAAUUCGUCCUCAAAAAAAUGUCCGUCAGUUAUUAAGUCAAUGGGACGCUUACGUUAAGUAUUGUUUUUAAAGUGAACUUUUGAGUGGAAAAUGCAUCCAAAUCCUUGUCAGAGAUCCCCUGUGUGAACAUGUGGCACCAAUUACAGAUGUCCGUGCCUGCACCUGGGCUAGUUCCACAUAGUACGGUCAGUAAAGGGUCCGGGAGCAGUCAGCUUACAAAUGUCUACUAUGAGGCAGAGUGUUGUUGUUGUUUUUUUUUUCUCUAAUUUCUAAAAUCCACUCUGUCCCUUGGUUACAACUAUAGGCGCUGCUUUAUGAAGUGUUAUCGUCUGACCUGCUUCCUCCACAUUGAUAAAUCGGCCCAAUAGAACGUCAUAAAGAUAAUUUAAUUGAGAUGAUCACCUCCAGGUACGGUGCCAGCAGUAACUCUUCAGGCACUGGGUCAUAGCAGCCGAGAGAUGUGCAGAGUACGUCAUUAAGCUUUAAUUUUAACCCCUUAGUGACCACGCGCAUUUUAAAAAAAAAUUGCAUUCCGAGAGCUAGAACUUUUGUUUUAGUUUCAUCAGUGUACUUGUAUGAGGUCUUAUUUUUUGCAGGGCAAGUUAUAGUUUUUAAUGCACAAUUUUAUGUACAUGUAAUGAUUGAUUAAAGCCAGCUGUUUAGCUAAAACCCCCUUUGUGUAUGUCAGGCGUAUUAGUCGUCACUAAGGGGUUAAAAAAAAAUUUGUUUUUUUUAAUUUUUCCUCCAGGCAAUAAAAUAUAAAUAAUGCUUGAAGCGUCUUUGCUGUUUAUCCUAUGUAAAUGACUUGCAUCUCAUUACACAGCAGGGGUUUUAUGCAGGUACACGUGUUUGGAUAUGUUUUUUUUCUGUAUUAUACAAAACUGUAAAACAUAAAUCUGUAUAGACAUGGUUUCCUUGUCGUCGUCAAAGGAAGUGAUAAUACUUUAGAAUACAAUACUAUCAGCCAGAGCCCCUUCCCAUUGGUUGUAUUGCCAGGAGGGCUUCUUUUAGUAAGGUUGUCCUGGCUGCACCCCCCCUUCUUUGAGUACAUUAACAUGGAUGUGAUAUGGGCCUUGACCUAAAAAGCAGCAAGGGUUAUUACUAAGAUAUUACAGGGUUAUCCAGCACCAGUGGCCUUUCAAUAUACACAGGUCUAGUUUUCCGAAUAGCUGACUCUCAUCCGAUGUUUGUUAUACCGCCUUUGUUUCGGUUUGUGAUGGUGCUGCCAUGUACCCAGCUGUAACGAAAUAAAAAAAAAAUCUGAUGCAGA